GGUGCGUGAAUGUAUGUAUGUAUAUCAAAUUGUCAGAGUUCCAAGAAACAAUGGUCAAUUUUUGCCUGAUUUCAACGUCUCGCCGUUGACACCAUUUCCGGCGGCACUCAUUAAUCUAUUCAUGCAUAUAAACGCAUAUGCGUAUACGUACAAUAUACACACAGGACACAUGAUAAAGAGGCACAGCUUUGUUGUUUCCGUGUUAAUUGCGUGUUAUGUGAAUCAAUUUCUCCCGCAUUGUUUUCAUCUUCUUUUUGCAGGGGCUAAGCGCGCUAUCAUAUAUGGAGAAGGUCAACAAUGAUCGUUGUGUUUUUCCUUUAUCCAGUCUCCAAAUUGGGGACCUGCAAUCUUAUCUUUCAGACCUUGGCCUUUUCCUGGCUAUGGAAAGUAAGAAGUUCUAUAUCCUGGUGGACAACCGCCCAUGGUUGAAAGACCUAGUCUCACGACCCGCACACCUCUGGCAAUUGAUGGUCACUAAGUACAGGUUGUCUCCUUUUGCAAACACAAGGAAGCAGAAGGAGGAAAAGGAGACUGGAGGGUUGUUUAAUGCUUCCAAACUGAAACCAAGUAAAUCCAGAAAAUUUAGAAGAUGGUUUCAUGUGAUUGAUGCUACAGCAAUGUCCACGAAGAUGGUUCCUGUCAGGAAUCUGAGGACUUCAUUUGCUUUAAAUAGCAAGUUGCAUAGGACCUUGUAUGGAUUUAUUGUUUUUGAAGUAUCAUGGUCUGAUGUACGGGGUAUCAACUACUUCAAUGAGCUUCAGACUGAUACAUAUUUGGCUAUCGAGUCUAAGUUCAUGAAAAAAUGGGAAUUUGAUAGUAUUGCUCAAGCUGUUGGAUGCAUAUCGUCUUGGUUUUCAGGGACUCUUGUUGAGAAGGUUUGCUUGAAAGAGCAUCUUGAUUCUGCAGUAGGAGAUGUUUUUUAUGAUGCUGAGGAUUCCUUUUCCCUAACUACAAAUGUUAACAAUCAUGACCAUGUCUCUAAUAGUUGGAAGCCUGUUAAUGUGGAUAAUGAUAAUAGUAUCUCUGAUAGUAGUCCUGUCACUGUGGACGAUGAAGACAACAUCUCUGUUUACAGCGGGACUGUUGAAAAUGAAUCACCACCUUGUAGCUGUUAUGGUGUAUACUCAGCAGCUACAGAGAACUUAUCAGGUGUGCUGCCACACUCACCAACCUCUCAGAAUGGGCCCUACAAAAGAAGAAAAUUAAUGAAAUCUUUCAGCACUGGAAUUGAGGUUGAUAUAUAUUCAGAAGAAACACAGAGUGAAACUAAUUAUUCACCAAUACAUCCCCAGACUCCUUAUGCAAGUGAUUCUGAAGAAGAUCUUAAAGAUACCCAGUACAAGGAUGUUUUGCUGUUAUUCCGGUUUAAUGACCGUGAUCUCCCAUUUAAACUAAGAGACAUAAUUACAUCUGAUUUGCGGUUGCUUACCUUAUUAGAGUGUGGUCUUCCAUCUUGGGUCAUCUUUCUUCAGUCAUACCCAGUGUUUUGCCAUUUUUAUCGUCCAUGGAUGUGUCCUCUAGCGAGAACUUUGUAUGUGCUGAUCUCUGUUGUCACUGUUCUGAUUGGAUUUUAUGAUUUAUAUAAAAAUGUUCCUGUUCUCAAGGCAGCUGCAUCACGCAUUUGCGGGCCUCUCGUAGAUUGGAUAGAAACAUGGGAAAUGGUAUCAAGAAUUAAGUACUUGGGAACAAUGCUAUUUCUGCACAAUUCCCAGAAGGCUCUGGAGUGGUUUUUAACGACUGUGCGAACCAUUAGAUCAUUCUUUCGGGUCCUCACACAGCCGGUAGCAGGUCCUAUUGCAGUAUGUUGGCAGCUCAUCGAUCCAUUUUGGGACAUGUUUGUGCUGGUAGCUAAGAACGUAGGCACACUAGUUUGGGUUGUGGUGGAUUCUUCUGCUGACCUACUGGAGAUCUUUGCUGGGACAAUAUUGUUUCCUUUGUGGUUUGCGGUGUCAUUCAUAUGGAAUAUUGCAACAUCUUUUUUCUGGAUCAUUUGGAACGUACUGUAUACUCCAUUUAGCUUUUUACAAGGGCUCUCCAGUGUUCUCUUUGUUAUAGUUUCGAAUGCAUAUGAGUUGGUUAAAGAUAUAUGCCUUUUUAUGAGUAGCAUCUUCCAGUUUGCUUCAAGUGCUGAUGCCACUGUGAGCUCAUAUGAGGUUUCUAUGUGGCGAACUCUGUCCAAGGAUCUUUUUUCCAAGGUUUUUCGUGCUCUUCGUAGCGUUUUAAAUGGCUUUGUUGCAUUCUUCAUAGCCUGCAACCGGCACCGGCUAAGUAUAUAUAAUCAUAUCGUCGACUUAUUUCAACGUCUAUCUCGAACUUCAGUGAGAAUACAACGUACUGAUCAAGGUCCAAGAAUUCAACUGCGUGAAACUCCAAAGCAGGUAAUAGGCCCGGAAGAAAGCUCAUCCAGGAUGAAGGAUAAGAAGCAAAGAUGACGUGCCGGCGAUUAUGAAAGGUUACUUCUUCCGCUCGAAUCCGUUUUACCCCUGAGCUUUUAUGUCAUCUCAUACUUGGUUUGUAACUGUAUGUAGGCUAUUGGGUGUAAGAUCUGAAUUAUGUAAUUAUGAAACAGUAAUGUAUUAUAUAGUUGCCACCUUUGUGAA
Daucus carota subsp. sativus is the source of this 2600-nucleotide messenger RNA. RefSeq lists its product as uncharacterized. Lineage: Eukaryota; Viridiplantae; Streptophyta; Magnoliopsida; Apiales; Apiaceae. The transcript has 10 exons. The record is from RefSeq and is a predicted model, not a curated record. The coding region runs from base 282 to 2432 and encodes 716 amino acids.